Messenger RNA from Oikopleura dioica, 909 nucleotides. NCBI's taxonomy places the organism in Eukaryota, Metazoa, Chordata, Appendicularia, Copelata, Oikopleuridae. The record is from the annotation of a GenBank genome assembly.
AUGGGUCACGGCUGUUGCGGCGGCGGCGGUGGCGAAGGAAAGCCUGUGCCUCAAAUGAGCGAGCAACAAGAAGAAAUCGCCAAGUGGGUUAGGUGGAACGUCAAGACCAAGGAAGCACCCGUCAAAGGUGGUGACAAAAGAGCGUACUUCGUCGGGCAGAAAGCAGUAGACAAAAUCAUGGAAUCAAAAUUCGCGACUCAGAACGCCAAGGACUCGGACAAGCCGUGCAUUCCCGACCGUGAGCAUGCCGUCGCCAUGAUGAACUUUUUCAUGCGACUCGGGCUCUUUUACCGAGGCGAACGGGAGUAUCUGGUAAAGAAGCAGAAGCGAAAGCGACGCGAUUCAAACGGAGACACUGAAUCUGAAACCGAAGAAGAACGCCGCGAGAGGAAAAAGAAAAAGUACAGACUCGACUUGUGUGAAAACCAAACCUUUAUUGACGCAGAAGAUGCCCUCUUCAUGUGGGACUAUGAGCCCACUCAUCCGUACACGUGGCUUGGCGGCACUAUCGUCAUCAUUAUUGGCUUCCUCGGGGUUCUGUAUCCUCUCUGGCCGCAGCAACUGCGCGGUGGCGUUUACUACCUUUCAUGGGGAGGUCUUGGCUUCGUCGGCUUUGUCAUCGUUCUAGCAAUUCUGAGGACGAUUCUCUACUGUCUUAUCUGGGUCCUCACCGGCGGAAAGCAUCACCUCUGGAUCUUCCCCAACUUAACAGAAGACUGCGGCCCAAUCGAGUCCUUCUUCCCGAUUUAUUCUUACAAAUACACGGGACCAAAAGACAAGAAGAAGAAAAAGAAGAAGAAGAAGGCGAUCGAGGGCGAACAAGCAGAAGCGAUUGAAGAAGAUGGCGGCUGCUGUGGAGGAGGAAGCUGCGACGAGCCCAAAACGCUCGAGGAAAAGAAAGAUGAAUAA